CCUUUAUUUCCUGGAAGGAGGAGCGACCCGGCAAGCAAGCAGGCAGGCAGGUAGCGGUCUGUCACUGCCUCGUUACCGGAAUAACGGAAGCUCGUUUCUGACCCGUUAACCGCCGUCUGAGCCAUCAAACCGGAUGCCUCUAUGGUCCAGUUAACCGGACAGCGGGAUACACGGUGUUCAGUUUACUCAAGAGGUGAGCCAUGGCUGAACAGACUUCUGCCCGACCCCAGAGGAAGAUGUCCACCUCCGGGGAGAGCGUGUACAAGGUCCUAGGCCUGGAGAAAGGAGCGUCGGCCGAGGAGAUUAAGAAGGCGUACAGAAAACUGGCGCUGAAGUACCACCCGGACAAGAACCCGGACAACCCAGACGCGGCGGAGAAGUUUAAGGAGAUCAACAACGCCAACUCCAUUCUGAACGAUGACAACAAGCGAAGGAUUUACGACGAGUACGGCUCCAUGGGCCUUUACGUCUCCGAACAGUUCGGAGAGGAGAGCGUCAAAUAUUACUUCCUCAUGUCCAAAUGGUGGUUUAAGAGUCUGGUGCUGUGCUGCACACUGUUCACGUGUUGCUGCUGCUGCUGCUGCUGCUGUUUCUGCUGCGGGAAGUGCAAACCCCCCGACGACGACGAGAGCUACCAGUACGUCGACCCGGAAGACCUGGAGGCUCAGAUCAGAGCGGACCAGGACGGAGGUACGACUGUAAUCAUAAUCCAGCCAGCAUCUGAUCUGGGUCCAGAAAGCCCAGCGGAGCAGAGUAAGCCCAUCCCCCUGCCUCUGCCCAUGCCUCCACCUGAGCCCCUGUCGCCUUCAUCCGCCGACCCGCCGGGGGGAGAAAACCCCGCAGACAGCUCACAAGAGUCCAAGUGACUCGAAAGUGAUCGUUUGUUUCAGUGUCAACUAGCUAACGCAGGAAGCCUUUCGAGGCCCUGCUAUGAUCCAGCAACAUCUGGCUGCUGUGAGCAGCCCAGAGAAAAGCCAGCCCUAAAUUACCAGCCACGGCCAACCAACGACCGACCGACCGAACGAGGCCAAUAACCACCAACCAGCUCCCCUCGCUCCUGGUUUCUGAAACGUUUCUGAUGCUGGUUGUGACUUCACACGUGUGUUAUACGCCAAACUCUCCUGUUCGUCCUGUUUCUACCUGCUAACGAUGGGAUCAGGGGGAGAUGUGGAGGGAUUGUUUAUUGCUUUUCAUUUUAGAUACAGUUGGUCAUCUGGUGGAGGACUUUUUUUAUUUUUUUUACAUACCCCCCCCCUCCCACAUACACAUUUACUUAAACUUUUAACACCUUUGGGGUAGAAGGUUGGUGGUAAAUUUGAUGCCAAACAUCCUAGAAAUUCCAGCUGCUCAGCAGAAAACGAGCCAUUAAGACUUAACGAGGACGUGGAACCAGUUACGGCUGCAUCGACUUCCUCCAUCAGCCACCAGAACUCGCUCUUGUUACUAAUGCGGGAAAGAAGAAGAAGAAGAAGAAGAAGAAGAAGAAGAAGAAGAAGAAAAAACGGCUUGUUAGCCUCCCUUAAAAAAAACUGCUGCCCUCGUCAGGAUCGCCGCUACAUUUCCUGGUCUGAUGCUAAACGUCUGAGCCGUUAUCCGGAGAAAGGAAGACCUCCGUCAUCAGCAUGCGCUCACCCCUUUCGUUCUUCAGCUGCACGCCUCUCCUCCGUACCGCAUGGAGACCCGAACCACAGAACGCUGACAAAAACAAAACAAAAAAAACCACAAAAAACUGCUCCGCUUUCUCCUGCCUCCUCUGGUGAAACGCAUCAUGUGUGCGAACCCAAACCUUGCAGGCCCUGCUGGGGCUAAAGGCAGCGCCGUGUUGCUCAUUGGCAUGACGCAGGGGGUUGGAACCAGCAUCUUUAGCGGCGGAAGGCGCUAAACUCUCUGCCAGGCGGGUCUGCCGCCGCUUCCUGUAGCUUUUUGGUCUUUGCAGGUUAUGUUGUGCUCGUUGCAUCCCGGCCGUGCUAAAGAGACUAUCAGCGUCUGCCUGUAGUCCAGAUCGAAGUGCAAUCCUUCGUUUUUAAUCAUCUUUAAUUUAUGUCGUAGCUUUAAACUAGGCGUUGGGGGG
This is a messenger RNA of Fundulus heteroclitus (mummichog), 2071 nucleotides long. RefSeq names its product DnaJ (Hsp40) homolog, subfamily C, member 5 gamma a (gene dnajc5ga). The transcript has 7 exons. Lineage: Eukaryota; Metazoa; Chordata; Actinopteri; Cyprinodontiformes; Fundulidae. The record is from RefSeq and is a predicted model, not a curated record. Bases 201 to 866 code for a protein of 221 amino acids.